Molecule: messenger RNA, 1058 nt
Organism: Orbicella faveolata
Lineage: Eukaryota; Metazoa; Cnidaria; Anthozoa; Scleractinia; Merulinidae
Molecular function (GO): protein binding
Source: RefSeq, a predicted model, not a curated record
GGAGCCGAAGGUAAUCUUAUUUACAUUUCAAUAUGGCGGACAUAUUGACAUUUAGCUGAGCGACAUGUGUUGUUUUGGUGGUCAUAUUUUAUAUUUGCAUUCCAGUUACACAGAGAGUGCCAGAGGAUGAUCUGUAAAAACGGAGUCCCUUUACGAACCGUGCCAAAUCUGCACGAGGCUGCGUUUACGGGCGAUACCCGAGAGACUUCGCAAGCCCUUGCGAAUGGGCAGAGUCCAAAAGAGUUUGACGAAUCUGGCUCCACUGCUGUUCACAAGGCAUCUGCUAAUGGGCACCUGGAGGUCUUAAAGUUACUUAUUCAACAUGGUGGGGAUGUUGAGCUUGCUGACAUAUCAGGUUGUACACCUCUACAUGUUGCCGCAAGAAAUGGCCAUCUGACCUGCGUUAAGUACUUGGUUUUGCAAGGCGCAGACUUCAGAAUGAAAUCAAAGAAAGGAAACACAGCGCUGACCAUGGCUAAAGCGAACAGUCAACAGAAAGUGGCUGAGUACUUAUCAAACUGUGACAGAGAAAAGUUUGCAUGGGAAGUUGUUUAAAAGUCAAGACUUAAAUGACAAAGUUUUACACAUGAAAUAAUUAUUUCAUUGUUAUCUCAAAAUUAUAUAAUUACAAUACAUAUUUACAUGAUGUACAAGAAAGAACCUUAAAAAUAACUAUUAAUGGUAAAGAUAAUUAUCAAUUGAUGUACAACUAUUAAUCAUAUUACAAUUAUCUCUGUUUUAUAAGUUAAAUGUUAUUUUAAGACCUCAGGGGAGGUACAUGUAGUGCCCUUUUCGUGACACAUGAAUUUCACGCUAACUUCUUUGUGAAAUGGACAUCCUCAUAACUGGUGCGAUAAGUGGGAAAUUUUCUGAUGCCGUCAAACAAGAUAAUCGGGAUUUCAUUUUCUUCCACGGCACUGAAAGCAUUGUAAGUUGAAAUUCCAAGAACUGAGUUUGGGAAAAAUAAUAGAAAUGUCAGCUAAACUGGUCAACAAAAGUAACUAUCACAAAACAAAUUCUGAACUGUUUACUAUUAAAUAAAGAAAACUGUAACAGCU